AUUCGCUUGACUGUUCAGCCAUCAUUCAACUUAACUUAAACACCCAUCAUAGCUUUCCCCUCCACACUCUCAACAUCCAUCGCUCUUGCAGUCCCACAGCUACCUACAGACUAACAUCUUCGUGUCCUCUGGCUGUUGCAGCAACCAUUCAAUACCGCGGCUCCCUGCGACAACCACUCUAUCUCCACAUCCAUCACUUCCCAACUCACUCGCCUUCUACAUACAACUAACCCUCCAUCCACAACCCCAUCCACAACCCCUCCCCACAUACUCUCAUCCCAGUUCUUCCCAACCACCCCAUAUCGGUACCGGCAAUCACCCCAUUCAUUACCCGCGAUUUAAUCCCCCUCCACAAAGAAAAGAAACCUAGAACACCAUGCCUCCCGCAGCUUCGCAGAAAGUUCUUACUUACGACGUUCAGGAACGCGUCCUCUGUUUUCACGGCCCUAUGCUGUAUGAAGCCAAGGUGCUUGAAAUCACCAAGCCAGAGGAUAAGAAGGAACCUACCAAGUAUAAGAUUCACUACAAAGGCUGGAAGAAUACAUGGGAUGAAUUUGUGCCCGCCGAUCGCCUACGUAAAAUGAACGAGGAAAACCUUCGGAUGCAAAAGGAACUCAACGAGAACUCGAAGCCGUCAAAGAACAAGACCGGAGCCACGACCAACGCGGGUGGAGGAAGUGUGGCCGGAGGAGCAGGCGGAGGGCUCGACGGAAAGACAAAGGGAAAGCUCAAUUCGAAGGCUGGGUCCGAAGACCCUGGGACCACACUCCCGCCGCGUGGUCAGAAGCGAGGCCGCGAGAUGGAGAUUGAAAAGGAGGAAGACUACCUCAAGCGCCACGACGUCAGGAUCGCCAUACCGGAUUCCCUCAAGGCGCUUCUGGUGGACGACUGGGAGAACGUCACCAAGAAUCAGCAGCUGGUGCCUCUGCCGAAGGAUCCGAACGUUACGCAAAUCCUCCAGAAGUACAAGGCCAGUCUACCUAAGAAACGCCCCGGAAGCGCCGAGUCGGAUAUCUUCGACGAGAUCAUCGCGGGAUUGAAGCUCUACUUCGACAAGAGCUUGGGAACCAUCCUCCUCUACCGCUUCGAGAGACAGCAGUUCCUUGAGAUCCGCAAGGAACACCCCCACAAAGAUCCGAGCGACAUCUACGGUGCCGAGCACCUCUUGCGGCUCUGUGUUUCAAUGCCAGAGCUGCUGGCCCAUACCAACAUGGACUCUCAGGCCAUGAGCAAGCUCCGCGACCACAUCGAGGAGUUUGUAAAAUGGCUCGCCAAGGACCCAACGCAGUACAUUGCAAACAAGUACGAGAGCGCGAGUCCUCGGUACAUCGACCUGAGCCGUGGUGGUUGAAAAAGCCACCCGGGAUGCAUUGCGGGGGUUUCUUUCUUUUUUUGCUUUUUUUUGUAUUCUAUCUAAUUUGUUUGGUCUGAUUGAGAGAUUUUUUUUUACUGGCGUUUGGAGGGCGUACGAACAUAGCAUCUUCUCGUAAAUUAUCUUGUUCUCUCUUAUGUUGUCUACUACUGUUGUCUACUGCUGUUGUAGGGGUAUUUACUAGGGACUGGGAGGAGUUAAGAUUUGGUUCACUGUACAUCACUCGCGUCUGUCUGCUCCAUGGUGAAUUUGGCGUAAUACGCAACGGCUCCUGCCUUCCGUAUGGUGGUGUUUUCUACCUACAUUACCCGAGAAUUAACC
Molecule: messenger RNA, 1693 nt
Organism: Tricharina praecox
Lineage: Eukaryota; Fungi; Ascomycota; Pezizomycetes; Pezizales; Pyronemataceae
Product: MRG-domain-containing protein
Exons: 4
Coding region: 377-1351 (324 amino acids)
Biological process (GO): chromatin organization; regulation of DNA-templated transcription
Cellular component (GO): NuA4 histone acetyltransferase complex; Rpd3S complex; nucleus
Source: RefSeq, a predicted model, not a curated record